Messenger RNA from Diospyros lotus (date-plum), 1592 nucleotides. RefSeq names its product vinorine synthase-like. The record is from RefSeq and is a predicted model, not a curated record. NCBI's taxonomy places the organism in Eukaryota, Viridiplantae, Streptophyta, Magnoliopsida, Ericales, Ebenaceae. The coding region runs from base 90 to 1355 and encodes 421 amino acids. The transcript has 3 exons.
UUGUAGCAAAUUAAGGACAUGCACCAACACUUUGUGAAGAGUGCAAAAACUAUAGUUGGAGUGAAUUUGAUAUUUCUCCCAAACCAACCAUGAAGGUUGAAGUCAUUUCCAAAGAAAGCAUCCGGCCAUCGUCUUCAACCCCCCACCAUCUCCGCCAUUACCAACUCUCCUUCCUCGACCAGAUUUCUCCUCCUAUUUUCAUGCCUUUCAUUAUGUUCUUCCCAAAUCCUAGCAACAGCAGUGGCAACAACAAUUCGAUCGCUUCCAAGUCCCGCCACCUGAAAACCCACCUCUCCGAGGCCUUAACCAGGUUCUACCCUCUGGCUGGGAGGAUGCUCGAAAACCGCUACAUCGACUGUAACGAUGAGGGCGUCCCCUUCGUGGAAGCCAUGAUCGACGUCAACCUCUCUGAGAUCACCGGCAACCCAAUCCCCUGCGAACUCAACCAGCUACUCGCCGGAAAAAUCGAUGAACCGGGCGACCUGCCGAUGACGGUCCAGGCCAAUUUCUUCCGCUGCGGCGGCUUGGCCGUCGGCGUCGAGAUGUCCCACAAAGUUGCAGACGCUUUGGCUUUCUUCUCCUUCCUCAACAUCUGGGCCGCCAUAGCUAGAGGAGAGGAAGAAAUUCCAUCACCAAAGUUCGAAUCGGCGGCUCUCUUCCCGCCAGCAGAUUGCUUGGACUUCAAGCCGAGCACCGGCAUCAUGAAAGACGAUAUAGUGACCAAGAGGUUCGUCUUCUCCGCCUCGAAGAUCGGUUCCCUGAGAGAAAGGUACACCAAAACCCUAACUCCUACUCGGAUUGAAGCUCUGUCUGCUUUUAUAUGGAGCCGAUUCAUGGCCUCAACUCAAGGAGAAAAACCAGACCCCAGCAAAAUCUACACUGUUCUUCACACAGUGAACCUCCGGCCAAAAUUCGAGCCUCCACUUUCGGACCAUCAUUUCGGGAACAUCAGCAGAAUCGCCAUAGCUGUACCUUCCAUGGACAGUGAAGAGCCGAGCUAUGGAGUUGUGAACAAGGUGAGAGAGGUGAUAAAGAAAGUUGACAGAGAGUUCGUAGCGAAGCUGCAACGAGGCGCGCAAGAGCACACAAGCCUCCUGAAAGAACGGGGUGAAAUGAUUGCGAAAGGGGAGCUUAUUCCCUUCAGUUUCACGAGUUUGUGCAGGUUUCCUUUGCACGAGGCUGACUUCGGGUGGGGAAAGCCCGCCUGGGUGGCCUCGGCGAGCAUGCCAUUCAAGAACUUGGUGGCGUUCUUGGACACUGCUUCCGGACAUGGCAUUGAAGCCUGGGUUAACUUGAAGGCCCAAGACAUGGCCAGGUUUGAAGUUGACGAGGAGCUGCUCGCAUUCGCAGACUGAGUGAUCAAUAUUCCAUGAUGCCUAAGCUCUCACAAUAUUAGUAUCUUGCUUUGGAUGUUGGCCAAAAUAAGAAGGAAAAAGUGUGAAUACUGAAUACUAGUAAUUUGCGUGCGUACGUGUAUGCCUAUAAAAUUAUUAAUUUGUCAGGUUUUUUUUUCUUCCUGUUUCAUGCAUGUGAUUAAUUUCCCUUAUUUUCGAAGACUCAAAUAAUUUAAGGUUUUUAUAUAUGUUUCCUUA